Molecule: messenger RNA, 765 nt
Organism: Trichomonas vaginalis G3
Lineage: Eukaryota; Parabasalia; Trichomonadida; Trichomonadidae
Product: sulfatase family
Exons: 1
Coding region: 1-765 (254 amino acids)
Source: RefSeq, a predicted model, not a curated record
AUGAUUGAUAUGGAAUCUUUCGAGACAACAUUUUACACAGAAAAGAACGGUGGUUGCAUGGAUGAAACAGUAAUUCCUUUCCUUGAAAGUCUCGUGCUUGAUGAAAACAAUGUCCAUUUCUCGCAUUUAAAGGAACCUCACAUUGGAGGAAUGUCAUCAGUUGCAAGAACUGGCUACUCACUCGGAAGUACAUUUGGAGCGUUAUGUGGAGUCCCAUAUAUGGGUGCAGAAGGAAUUAGUGAAGAAAAGGGAUAUUAUGUAGGGUUCAAUUGUUUGAGUGAACUUUUGAAUGCAGAAAAUUAUUUUACAUCUGCAACGUUCGGAGCGACAUAUAAUGAUUGGGGAUUUGGAAGAAUAUUUGGUUCUCAUCAUUUCACAAAAAUAAACUCUGUUUAUGAAAUACUACAAAGCAAAGGCACAUUCUGGCUUCAUGAUUAUCAUACAUUUAAAUUUUUCAAAAAAGAAAUAACAAAUAUUCACAGUCUUGGACGACCAUUUUUCACUUUCCUGACUACAUUAGAUACUCAUGAACCAGGUUUCGUUUGUCCUCGAUGCCCUACUGGAAGUAAAGACAUACUUAGAGCUGCAAAAUGUACUGAUAACCAAUUGAGAGAGUUCAUAGAAUGGUCGAAAACACAAGAAUGGUACAAUAAUACAGUCUUUGUCUUCUACGGAGAUCAUAUUUCAAGAGAUGUAGUCCUUAGAACUUAUUCUGAAUCUCAUAAUUUCGAUAGAAAAGUAUAUAAUGUUAUAAUUAACUCUUAA